Myzus persicae (green peach aphid) is the source of this 1540-nucleotide messenger RNA. Its product is annotated as torsin-1A-like. The record is from RefSeq and is a predicted model, not a curated record. The coding region runs from base 413 to 1447 and encodes 344 amino acids. The transcript has 6 exons. Lineage: Eukaryota; Metazoa; Arthropoda; Insecta; Hemiptera; Aphididae. Gene Ontology annotation, biological process: cellular response to misfolded protein. Gene Ontology annotation, molecular function: ATP hydrolysis activity; ATP binding.
UGCUAAGAGCCAUUCGUCUCGAUUAUGAGUGUUGAUGAUAACAGAGACACCUUUUGUGGGCCGUCCCCCGUCACCCGCCCACUUUGCCGUUUCCACUGUUUCCAGUCCAUUAUAUCUUAGUCCGUGCUUCGGACUUUUAACUGUUAAGACAAUUUAAAUUUUAAAAUUUGAAUGAACUUAAACUUGUUACUUAUUAGUUUCGACUACAGUUGUACAGAAUUAUUUAUUAAUUUAAAUUGUAUUAAGUACUUGCUAUUGGUUAAGUUCAAAGUUCUCAUUAUUUACUUAACACUGAUACAUUAUGUUUUUUGUUUAAUUAUUUAGUUUAUUGUUUGAUAACAUAUUUUUUUUUGCAACAGCUACAAAUGUUUUGCUCAUAGCUAAUAUAAUUUAAAAUAAAAAUUGUUACACCAUGAUGUUAUGUGGAAAAUAUUUCUUGUCAUGUGUCUUAUGUUGUUUAUUUUUUUUUAAAUCCACAACUACUGUCCAUGGAUUAAUAGAUCCAAUCACAGGAACUUUUGUUGUAGGAGCUUUUGUGACUGGAUACUUUCUAAAUAAAUCAAACUAUGUACUCCCCAACAUAUUCUCUUUUUCUGGUGGAUGUCCCAAAACAUUUGAAAUUAAAGAUUUAGAACGAGACAUGAAAAAAAGUUUUUUUGGGCAACAUAUUGCAUCAAAAAUUGUAUUAUCUGCUUUGGCAGGUAAUUUGCAUCGUAGCAGAAAUAACAAGAAACCAUUAGUAAUGAGUUUUCAUGGUUGCACUGGUUCUGGUAAAAAUUUUUUGUCAGAUUUAAUUGCUAGUCGUAUGUUCACAUCGGAAAAAGUAAAAAAAUCUCGAUAUCAUGUUAUUCAUGGACGAUCUGAAUUUCCUAUGCAAUCAAAAAUAAACGAUUAUAAGGAAAAACUUUAUUCUAAUGUGAAAUCCGCUAUAAAAUCAUGUGAUACAAAUUUAUUUGUUUUUGAUGAAAUCCAUUAUAUACCAAUGGGUAUAUUAGACAUAUUAAUACCUAUUCUUGAAAACAAUGAUGUGUCAAUUGAUUCUAGAAAUUCAAUUUUUAUAUUUUUAACUAAUACAGCCAGUGAUUCUAUUAUAAAAAAGUAUUUAGAUCUUUGGGUUAAUGGAUAUUCUAGAGAGAUGAUGAAAGUUCAAGAUUUUGAUACCAUAUUACUAAAAUCGGCUUUCAAUGAAGAAGGAGGGUUGAAGAAAAGUGCAAUAAUAGAUUCCCAUAUUAUUGAUCAUUAUGUUCCAUUCUUACCACUCGAAAAAGUUCAUGUGGAACAAUGUAUCGAGGCAGAGUUGAAAAAUCUUACAAAACAUUUGGAUUCCAAAACAAAAAGUGAAAUACUGCGGAUAAUUACAUUUGGUCCCGAGCCUCACAAGCUGUUUUCUUCUUCUGGUUGUAAAAGAAUUAAAGCAUUGGUUACAACUGAACUAAAUACAAUUUAAUUCGAUAUUUUUAAAGUACACUGUGAGUGUUCUUGUACAUAAACUUUUGGAAAAAAACCAAUCUAAAAAUAAAUAUUUUUGUAUGCUUAAUAA